Molecule: messenger RNA, 919 nt
Organism: Cebus imitator (Panamanian white-faced capuchin)
Lineage: Eukaryota; Metazoa; Chordata; Mammalia; Primates; Cebidae
Product: keratin, type II cytoskeletal 8-like
Exons: 1
Coding region: 35-919 (294 amino acids)
Source: RefSeq, a predicted model, not a curated record
CAAGUAUGAGGAAGAGAUCAAUAAGCGUACAGAGAUGGAGAAUGAAUUUGUCCUCAUCAAGAAGGAUGUGGAUGAAGCUUACAUGAACAAGGUAGAGCUGGAGUCUCGCCUGGAAGGACUGACUGACGAGAUCAACUUCCUCAGGCAGCUGUAUGAAGAGGAGAUCCGGGAGCUGCAGUCCCAGAUCUCCGACACCUCUGUGGUGCUGUCCAUGGACAACAGCCGCUCCUUGGACAUGGACAGCAUCAUCGCUGAGGUCAAGGCGCAGUACGAGGAGAUCGCCAACUGCAGCCGGGCUGAGGCGGAGAGCGUAUACCAGAUCAAGUAUGAGGAGCUGCAGAAGCUGGCUGGGAAGCACUGGGAUGACCUGCGGCGUACGAAGACUGAGAUCUCCGAGAUGAACCGGAACAUCAGCCGGCUCCAGGCCGAGAUUGAGGGCCUCACAGGCCAGAGGGCUUCCCUGGAGGCCGCCAUUAUAGAUGCUGAGCAUCGCGGGGAGCAGGCACUCAAGGAUGCUCGUGCCAAGCAGCAGCAGCUGGAGGAAGCCCUGCAGAAGGCCAAGCAGGACAUGGCACGGCAGCUGCGUGACUACCAGGAGCUGAUGAACUUCAAACUGGCCCUGGACAUCGAGAUCGCCGCCUACCGCAAGCUACUGGAGGGCGAGGAGAGCCGGCUGGAGUCUGGGAUGCAGAACAUGAGUAUCCACACGAAGACCACCAGCGGCUAUGCAGGUGGUCUGAGCUCUGCCUAUGGGGGCCUCACAAGCCCCGGGCUCAGCUACGGCCUGGGCUCCAGCUUUGGCUCCGGCGCGGGCUCCACCUUCAGCCGCACCAGCUCCGCCAAGGCCGUGGUUGUGAAGAAGAUUGAGACCCGCGAUGGGAGGCUGGUGUCUGAGUCCUCUGACGUCCUGCCCAAGUGA